AUGUCGAACCAAGACUACUACAGCCAACAAGGCGCCGGCUAUGGAGGAUAUAACUCGCCUCCUCCUCAGCAAGGGCAAUAUGGUGCUCCUCCGCAUCAGGAACAUCCGCCGCAAGGGCAAUAUGGUGGCUAUCCCCCACCUCAGGAUGCCGGCUAUGGCCAUAGUGGCUCUCCAGCCCCAGGCGCUUACGGCGCUGCUCCUCAACAAGGAGGGUAUCCUCCAGCGGGAUACAAUCCUUCGCACGGUCAACCUCCACACGGUCAAUCUCCAUACGAGCAGCGAGAGGGUUACCCUCCACAGCAUCAUCAAGGCGCGCCUGGCGGCUACGCACCAGGACCAGGCCCAUACGACCAGCACCAACAGGGGCAGUAUGGUGGGCACUCAGGCCAACCCCCUCCACAAGGUCAAGGUGGACCUGAGGGCGAUCGUGGACUUGGUGCCACCCUACUAGGCGGAGCAGCUGGUGCAUACGGUGGUCAUAAACUCGCAGGUGGAGGGUUAGGAACCAUCGGAGGAGCCAUCGCUGGAGCGAUUGGCGCCAAUGCAUUGGAGGGUAAGCACAAGAAACAUAAGAAGAACAAGAAGGACAAGAAGCACAAGAAAGACAAACAUGGUUCAAAAUAUGCAGGCUCCGCAGCGGUCGGUGGGCUGUAUGGUGGCCAUCAUGGGCAUCAUCGCAGUAACAGUAGCAGCAGCUCGUCGUCUUCCUCUAGCAGUUCUUCUUAA
Eremomyces bilateralis CBS 781.70 is the source of this 726-nucleotide messenger RNA. RefSeq lists its product as uncharacterized. The transcript has 2 exons. The record is from RefSeq and is a predicted model, not a curated record. The coding region runs from base 1 to 726 and encodes 241 amino acids. NCBI's taxonomy places the organism in Eukaryota, Fungi, Ascomycota, Dothideomycetes, Eremomycetales, Eremomycetaceae.